AGGUAACAGAAGAAGAUUUCAUAAGCGAACCAAAAGAAGGAACCGAAAAAGUGGGGACAACAGUCAAUUCAAAUGUUUCACCGAUCAUCAAAGAGACGAUCCCACAAAGGGAGGAUAUCAACCCCUUUGACAAUGCCGGAGAUGAGUACAUCUUAUCAACAAACAUUAACUACUAUCAAGAAAUGGAAAUCACUGUCCCCAAAGAGAUAACAAGAACCAUGGAUGAUGGUCUAACGAUAAAUAAGGGCACUCCGGCGCCGACAAAACCAAACGCGAUAUUAACAAAUAACCCGGCUCACGAGAAAGAAGAAAUAAUGAGUAAACAAAACACAAGGGAAAACAACACAACAAAUAAGGAUAACGAAGCAGACUUCGAGGAAGAUUUACUAAGAAUCUCACUCCCAUUAGAGGAACCGACGGAGAACAUAUCAUCCACGCUAAAGCUUUAUAAUAGAAAGGAAGGAAAUAAAAUAGGAAAUAACGGAGCACAAGGGAAAAUAAAACACGACAGGAACCAUAGGAAACACAAUCACCGUAAUGGAAAUAUCACCAGCAACGGAACCAAUGUAAUAUAAAGGAUAAUCCACAAACGAAGGAAAAACCUGAGAGACACGAUACGUACGCUAAGCAAGGAAAACAAAGACCGGACAAAAGGAAAA
This is a messenger RNA of Ceratina calcarata, 659 nucleotides long. RefSeq lists its product as uncharacterized. Bases 183 to 575 code for a protein of 130 amino acids. Lineage: Eukaryota; Metazoa; Arthropoda; Insecta; Hymenoptera; Apidae. The transcript has 2 exons. The record is from RefSeq and is a predicted model, not a curated record.